AUGGCUCAGGUCGAGCCGCUGGUGGGGUACCUCCUGUCCAAGUACGCCGACACGGUGACGGAGGGCCUCGAGAAGAUUCGCCGCCAGGCGCAGACGGAUAGGGCGUUUGCCGCCGCCUUCCUGCUGCACCCGCAGGGGCUCGUGGCGCUGCAGGAGGUGCUGCAGAAGCGGGAGUUGUGUGCGCCUGCGUUGCAGACGGUGACGCAGCUGGUGGAAGCGUGCGACAACGCAGGUGUGCGCUCGAGCGCCCUGCGGGAGAUGUGCCGCGGCAAGGCUUUUUGGGUGCUGCGCCGCGGACUGGCGUCGCUCUCGGAUGCGAUGUUGCCCGUCACGAUGGCCGCCCUGCAGUUUCUCGCCGUCGUGGCGAGCAGCCUCCCCAAGUUGGUUCUUUCUCGUUUCGGUAACACCGUGCCGCUGCAGCUGUCGUGCUUCCGCCUGCAGCUGCCCUACUCGCAGCGGCGCAUCCGCAUGGCGCGGGUGCAGUUUCUUCUCAACCUCGUCGCCACCCCACACGCGGGCACCGUCGAGAUUGUGGUCUGCGCCCACGGCUUUCUCACGCAUCUUCUGGAGGACGCCGCGGAGCUGCUGCAGGAGGGCACAGAAACGGGCGUCAGCCUCGCCCGCGCGGCCCUCCGCGUGUUCGGCGAACACUUCAUGGAGGGGCGGAUGCCGUCGGCGCGCAAGCGGGCGGUGCUGCUGGCGCAGAAGAACAUCGUCCGGCUGCUCGUCAAGGCCCUGGACCACGCGCUGGUGGCGGAGUACGCCUUUGGCAUCUUGUGCCGCAUUGUGGUGGAGCUGGUGGAGUCCCCGUGCGACUACCACGUCAUGCGGCUCGAGGCGGAGGACCGGGGGAUGCCGAACUACCUGCUCUUCUUCAUUCUGCGGCAGCUGCGCCCGAAGAGUUCCCCGGCGUCGGCGCGGCUGGCGAUUUUUAUCCUGCAUCAGGCACCGGACCUGAUCCGGCCCUUUUUCACGCGUGUUUCAAGCCAUCUUGGGGACGACGGCGGCGCGGCGCGCAUCUCCGCCACCACCGCCGCGGUGGCCACGCUGAACACCAUGACGCGCGCCAUGCUCACGCCCAUCCCCUACCACCUCGCCGCCGGCAAGGCACGGCUGGAAACGGUGGAGGCGCGGGCUACGACAUUCUUCGCUAUGAGCUCCGAGCACGUGGCGGAGGAGAUAUGCCCCGCGUGGGUGGCAGAGUACGUGCACCGCCACAUCAAUGGGUCCAGCGACCUCCUGCUGCUUGCUUUCGCCAUUCAGUUGACCUGCGCCAUCCUGACACGCGCCAAGGCCAUUCAACACCUCGUGGCGAAGCUGCAGGACGCUCAAUCGGAGGAGGAAAAGGACGAAGGCAGCCGUAGCGAGUGGGACACGUUUGAUGCCAAAGUGCAGGCCGCCUUGUUAAAGGUCAUUCCUCGUCGGGAAGAGUUUUGGCACCGCAUGACGCAACAACUGCAUCCAAUGAUGUACCCCGCGUCCAACGCAAAGGGCGAGGCCAAACAGGGUCCUGCAGAGAAGGUUGUAUUUUUGUCGCAACGCAUGUUACUUCUGAUGGAGUUGUACGCGGAUGUAUUUCAAUUGCGGAUGUCUUGGCUGAGUGCGGUGCCCUCGUUCCUUCCCACGUUUCGCACGUGUGCGCACCCCAUCGAGGAUGCCUUGCGCCGCGGGGAGGGUGCGCUUACGUCCUGGCCGGCGCCAAGCAUCUCUGCCCUCUGCUCACUGCUCGUGUCCGCGCUAUCGCAGGGGGUCUCCAUGACGAAGCUGCACCAUGUGACGAUGAGUAGCACAAAGAAGGGGGUGUUGGAGUGGCCGCUUCUACUGAGUGUGAUGUUGUGGGCCGUCCGGCACCGCAACCCAGACGGCGAGGAGGGGCAGCUGGCGUGGGCGUGGGUGGCGCGACUGAUGCAGUGGACGGUGCACAGCGUGACGGUGCGGUUUGUGUGCGAGUUGGAGGAGGCGUUCGUGUGGCUUGCGACGAUGGACGAGUCAACGCUUCCGUGCUUUGUGCACCUCAUUAAUUACUUGCUGCAGCGAAGCCUCUCAAAGUCCGCCGACCGCAUUGCACAGGAGCUGAUGCAGGGCGAUGCCGGCAUCAUUGUCUGCGCCGCCCGGUCCUUUGCGGCCAAAGCCGAAGAGAAAUCCACGUCGGGUGACGUCGGUGCCGUGGCAGAGAAGGGGGCGGGGAAGCAGCGGCGGGGGAACAAAAUGCCGCGGCACGAACACGCCGACGAGGCGGAAGCCGGGGGAGCGGCGGGGGGCGGCAGUGAUCUCUGGACAACCGAUUUGCGGGAGCACGUGGCGGCGUUUAAAAAAGUGACGGAGCGGGUCGCGCGUGCGUGGCCGGACCGCGGCGCACGCAUGAAAGAGGCGUUGCCGAUCGUCUUUGCCAGUGCACGCACCAACGAGUCCGGCAAGCGGCGCAUCGCACUGACGAUGCUGCAGGCCGAGAAGGAGCACCGCUCCCUGCGCCCCAUUCACGAUCAACUGCUCGAGUUCUGCCGGACGCUGCGCCCACCCGUGCCGGCAACGGACGCGGAAGAAGAGGCGGCGCUGCUCUCCACCGCCCGCCGCGGCGACGUCGCUGCCCUGCUGCGGCAGUUGGACGGGGGCGGCGGGCCUCGGCCAUCGGAGUGGUGCAAGUUCCCCACACUGGGGUGGGAGCUGGCGGGUCUCCUGCUGCGACGCCUCAAUGAACUCGGUGGAAGCCGCCUCGAUGAAGUGGAAAGUGUCGGGGAGGCCUACCUCAGUCUACUGGCCUGCGGCCAUUCCUUGCUGGAAAGCGUCGCCAACGACGCGACGGCGGUGGCGCAGGUUUUGCUCGACCGCCGCCUUAAUGAAGCAAAUACGGUGGGAUUUCUUCUUCUUCUGCUAGCGGCCACGCGGAUUUUGCUGCAUGGGCAAGCUCAGCCUGCGCCGUUGACGUCCGCCGCACACGCUCGGCUGGAGGAUGCGACGGUGACGGCCCUCGCACGUCUCCUCCUGUGCACGUAUUCGGGGACAGUCUCCGCGAUGGAUCGCGUCCGCUACACCACACUGCUCACCCUUAGCUACCUGCAGCAGCAGGAACAGCGGGGCGCCGGGGCGCAGCGGCACGGUGGUGCAGAGGAGACACCGCGCGACGUGGAAGCCGAGGAUGAGGACGCGGCGGGGCGGCGAGAGGAGGAAGAUGCACCGCUGGUCGCAUCGCGGCGUACGACGACGCUGCGUGUCUUUGGUGGAAUGCUGGUGCCACACGUCAUUAUGGACCAGCGCUUCCUCAUCAUGAACCACCAAAGCUCCCCGCACGUUGCCCCCGAGGUCGACAUGCUGUCGCUUCUGGUUGACAUGUGGACAGAGGAGGAGGUGGCGGCGGCGGCGCUGCAGUGCCCCGCACGCCUGCACAACACCCUGCUGGUGAAUGCGAAGGUGGACCUUGGCUGGGAGGUGCUGCGAAGCCUCUUCCCCGAAUUCUCUGCGCAGGGCGACGUCCCGCUGGCCUCUUUUGACGCGCUCACUGCAGCCACUGUGAUGGACCCGCGGUAUUUGGCGCCGCUGCUCCACGUCGUGCUCGCCAUGCCGGCAGAGCAGCUCCCGCGAAAGAACAUUGGGACCAAAUGCAUCCCGUUCCUUCUGCGCUCGUUGUCCUUCACGGACCCGCAGCUGCGACGGCUGGGCGCAACGGCGCUGUCUGCCGUCUGGACGCCGAGCGGCCCCACACGCAUUGUUGUUGGCUUUGCCCGAUUAAAGCUGACACAACUCGCCGGUAAGCGGGGGCGAUCCACGCGUUGCCCGCACCCGCACCCGCAACAGCAGCAACAGCAACAGCAGCAGCAGCGGGGAGGCGGGGAAAUCGCAUGGGACUGUCCAAGACUUCCCGCCCCCGUCUCCGCCUUUCUGGUGAUGGCGCUGCAGCCCCUCGCCAACGCGGGUUAUCCCCUGCACAACGACAUCAUGCGUUUCCUCAUGGAGACGCAAGAGGCCCUUGCGAAUCCUGUCCCGCUGCAUCGCUUUUUGACGUCCUUCCCACUUGCCUGCAUCACAACCCCGCUAAUGAUUAAACGCCAAGAAGCUGCGCAGAGCAUGACGAAAAGUCAUAUUGCCGCUGCUUCAGCGGAGGAGCUGGUGCAGGAACUGAAGUCGGGGGCGCCCAUUCAUUUAGAAUUUAUUGUGCGCCUGAUUCAGUUUGGGUGUGCCACAAAUGGGGAUAUGAUGGCACUACUUCGAUCCGAGUCGCUGCAGACGAUGAUGCUGCUUGCCUCUAUGCUGGCCGCCUCUGCAGAAAUUCGCCUGCAGUUGCUGCGCUGCCUCCAUUUCGCCUGCACCACCUCCUCCGAUGUGGCGAAACAGGCUCUGGAGGAGGGCCAUGUCUUGUCGUGGCUGCUUGGCUUUGCGGCGCAGCUGCUGCGAGAGUACGGCGGGUGUGUGCACAUGUACGGCGAGCCGCUCUUCAUGGAGGUGGUGACGCUGCUGCGGAAGCUCUCGCCGCUCUCGCGUGCCUCGCCCCUCCAGGCGCGGCAGGUGCGGCAGCAGCUGGAGCUCCUUCGUGACGGGCUGCUCGCCAACCGCGUGACGACGAGGGACGUGCUGGACGGGGUCGAGGGCGUCCUGCGGGGGAUGCGCGGCGAGGAGGGGGCCGCCGCCGCCGCAGGGACGGCGCCGCCGAGGAAGCGGCGGGCGCCGCACAACAGCUGGCGUCCGGCGCAAAGAAUCAAGCAGCGGUGA
Molecule: messenger RNA, 4704 nt
Organism: Trypanosoma conorhini
Lineage: Eukaryota; Euglenozoa; Kinetoplastea; Trypanosomatida; Trypanosomatidae
Exons: 1
Coding region: 1-4704 (1567 amino acids)
Biological process (GO): maturation of 5.8S rRNA from tricistronic rRNA transcript (SSU-rRNA, 5.8S rRNA, LSU-rRNA); maturation of LSU-rRNA from tricistronic rRNA transcript (SSU-rRNA, 5.8S rRNA, LSU-rRNA)
Cellular component (GO): nucleolus
Source: RefSeq, a predicted model, not a curated record